AUGCCUGUCAAACGAAAGAUGGUCAGCAGCGUCAAGCGAAAGCCUGCAGCUGCUCUUCCGGUUCGGAAGCGACACAAAGAAGAUGGCCCUGCAUGCGGCGUGUUCGUCCGGAACGCCCCUCGCGGAACGGAUGUGCAGGCCAGAUUCUCCAACGAACACUUCGCAGAAGGCGGCUUCCGCCACGUCUACAAAGGCGUCUACCUCUCCGGGCCCAGAGAGGGGGAGGAGUGCGUCAUGAAAGAGUUCAAGACUGGAAGCGUCCACGAAGCAACCUUCUUCGAGGCAGAUGUCCAAGCAGUCAAGAAGGCUGGGCAGCUGAUUCAGAAAUUCAACGAUGCCAACGUUGUCAGCAAGCGCGUCUAUCUCAACGAGCCGGAGGUUUGGUCCGGCUCUGGCGGCCGAAUUGCGGGGCACAAGGUCCUCGUUGAGCCCAUGAUCCAAGGUACUUAUUUUCGUUUCAACAGCAAUACUGGCUAUGCCGAGCCUGACACGGCCACCAUGCAAGCCUUGUCGCACUUUUCUUAUCACAUCUCGAACGGACAAUAUCUGCUGUGCGACCUGCAGGGCGGUCGCUACGAUGGUUUUUACAUCCUCACCGACCCCGUGAUUCACAGCAAGGGAAAGGAGUUUGGUGGCACAGAUCUCGGGCAGGAAGGCAUCGAGAACUUCAUGGCACACCACCGUUGUGGUCGCUUCUGCGACCCAAACUGGAAGCUCCCUCCGGCCAAAAAGCUGAUUCCCCGUUUCGAGGCCGUGGCUGGUACCACGUUUGGCGAAGCGGCGGCGCUGUUUACGAAGGAGCAGCGCAGGGACCUGGAGAUCAAGGUGAACAAGGAGGAUUCACUGGCGACCGUCAUUGUCACUUCCACCGCGAAAGCCCUGACCCAUAGGCUCUGUCUUUUCGAAGAGCGACAUGCUCGGACGGGGGCACGAGUGGAAUGCAUGCGUGUGGGAGUCUACCGCGCAGACAUCAAGGAGACGUUCCAGAUCGAGCCCUCGGCGAUCUCAACGCUGCUCGAGGAUCUGAAGGGCACGGUUGACUUCUUCCUCACCCAGGAGGAGAAGGUGAAGAUCGAGGACGUGGAAAACUAUGAGGAAGUUCUGCAGGAGGUUGAGCAACAGCUGCGUGAUCUGUGCGAUCCGCACAAGGUCGCUGCGCAGGUUGGGCGCAUGUCGGCCGAGUACUCAUCCCCCUUUGAGUCGCCGGAGAAGGCAGCAAAGAGAAAACAAGAAGAGUACAACCUGCAGCUGGUUGAGUACGAGAUUACCGAAGGAAAAGGUGGCGUGAAAUCGGGUGGCAAGAAGGUCAAGAAAUCGUCUUACCGUGUUAUCAAGGACGACUAUCCUUUGAUCUACCACUUGGACGUCGGUGCUAUGUAUCCGAACAUCAUCCUGUCGAAUCGGCUGCAGCCAAUGGCCAUCGUCACCAAGGAGUUCUGCAACUCCUGCAGCUACAAUGCUCCUUCCAACAAUUGUCAGCGGUCGAUGGACUGGAAGUGGCGUGGUGACCUCUACAUGGCCAAGAGGGCCGAUGUGCGUUCGAUCGUCAACGAGAUGGAGAGUGACAAGCGCCGGUACAACCAUCAGGACAAGGAAACCGGGGAGACGCAUCGAGUAAAGUGGAACGAGCUAAAAGAGGGGGAACAAGUCGCUGAGAUCACGAAGGCCGUGCGGCAAUUCUCGCAGCGUGCCUACAAGCGCCUCAAAAGCGCUGUCUACGAGGAUAGAACGGACAUCGUGUGCCAACGCGAGAAUCCCUUCUACGUGAACACGGUCCUGAACUUCCGUGAUCGUCGCUACAUGUUCAAGCGCAAAGCCAGGGCCUGA
Molecule: messenger RNA, 1827 nt
Organism: Symbiodinium sp. CCMP2456
Lineage: Eukaryota; Dinophyceae; Suessiales; Symbiodiniaceae
Source: the annotation of a GenBank genome assembly